ACGCAGAACAGCGCUACCGCCGAAGAAGAAUAAAACAGGAGAAGAAGAAACCAUUCAACGGGUUUGUGGAAAAUACAGCAAAAGAUUCGUGAUCGCUCUAUUAAACGUUUCCCUCGAGUGGAUCCAAGAGCCUCAUCAUCAUGUCUGGUGGCCCAGCGGUGAGGGUCAGCAUCGAGUCUUCGUGUGAGAAGCAGGUGCAGGAAGUGGCCCUGGAUGGGACAGAGACGUAUGUCCCGCCUCUGUCUAUGUCUCAGAACUUGGCCAAGUUAGCACAAAGAAUUGACUUCAGCCAAGGUUCAGACUCAGAGGAGGAUGGAGCUGAGGGGGAACCCAGGGACCGCGAGUGGGGCAAGCAGGAACCUGAGGAAGAAGAAGGUACUCUGAAGUUCCAGCCCUCUCUUUGGCCAUGGGACUCGGUCCGAAACAACCUGCGCAGUGCUUUGACAGAGAUGUGUGUACUGCAUGAUGUUCUCAGCGUGGUGAAGGAGAAGAAGUACAUGGCCUUGGACCCUGUGUCUCAGGAUCCAACAGCUGGAAAGACCCCACAGGUGUUUCAGUUGAUCAGUAAGAAGAAGUCUUUGGCCACAGCAGCUCAGCUCCUCCUGAAGGGAGCAGAGAAGCUCAGUAAGUCAGUGGCAGAAAACCAGGAGAACAGGAGGCAGAGGGACUUUAACUCUGAGCUGCUGCGACUCCGUUCACAGUGGAAACUCCGUAAAGUGGGAGACAAAAUCCUGGGAGAUCUGAGCUACCGGAGCGCAGGAUCCCUGUUUCCUCACCACGGCACAUUUGAGGUGAUCAAGAACACAGACAUCGACCUGGACAAGAAGAUCCCAGAAGACUACUGCCCCCUGGACGUCCAGAUCCCCAGUGAUCUGGAGGGGUCGGCUUACAUCAAGGUGUCUAUACAGAAACAAGCUCCAGAUAUUGGUGAUCUAGGAACCGUCAACCUGUUCCGGAGGCAGCCGAAAACGAAAGCAGGUACCCAGCCGUGGCAUGUGAAGCUGGAGGCGGCUCAGAACGUCCUGCUCUGCAAGGAGAUCUUCGCCCAACUGUCCAGAGAGGCUGUCCAGAUUAAAUCACAGAUCCCUCACAUCGUUGUGAAGAAUCAGAUCAUCUCACAGCCAUUCCCAGGUCUUCAACUGUCCAUCUCGCUCUGCCACUCGACGGGAGAGAAGAAAAACCAUCGGGCGUCUCCAGAGAAACCAAAACCAGACGAUCACCUCUAUGUUCUGGAACACAACCUCCAUCAAAUGAUGAGAGAGUUCCACAAGCAGCAGCUGAGUUCUGUAGUGAUGCCCCACCCUGCUAGCGCCCCCUUUGGCCACAAACGCUUGCGGCUGGCGGGGCCGCUGGCCUACGACAAAGCUGAAAUCUCAAACUUGCAGCAGAAUGAAGGGCUGCUGGAGAAGAUCAUCAAACAGGCCAAACACAUCUUCUUACGCAGCAGGACGGCACGGACCAUCGACAGCCUCGCCAGCCGCAUCGAAGACCCCCAGAUCCAGGCUCAUUGGUCCAAUAUCAAUGAUGUGUACGAAUCCAGUGUCAAGGUGCUCAUCACCUCUCAGGGUUAUGAGCAGAUCUGCAAGUCCAUCCAGCUGCAGCUGAACAUCGGUGUGGAGCAGAUCCGGGUGGUGCACAGAGAUGGGCGUGUCAUCACACUGUCCCACCAGGAACAGGAGCUGCAGGACUUCCUCCUCUCUCAGAUGUCCCAGCAUCAGGUUCAUGCGGUUCAGCAGCUGGCCAAGGUGAUGGGCUGGCAUGUCCUGAGCUUCAGUAACCACGUGGGCCUGGGUCCGGUGGAGAGCAUCGGAAACGCAUCUGCUGUGACCGUGGCGUCGCCUAAUGGAGAGUAUGCCAUUUCAGUUCGGAACGGUCCAGAGAGCGGCUGCAAAGUCCUGGUCCAGUUUCCCCGCAAUCAGAUCAAAGAGGUGCCGAAGAGCGACGUGAUCCAGGAGGGCAAGUGGAGCCACCUCAGAGGCCCCUACAAGGAGGUCCACUGGAGCAAGAUGGAGGGACGCAACUUCGUCUACAAGAUCGAGCUCCUCAUGGCUGCGCUGACCCCCUGUCCUUAGACCCAGCAUCGACCCACAGCCGCACACAAAGAUGUUUACAUCAGGGGUGUCGAAGUCAUUUUAGUUCAGGGCCACAUUCAGCUCAGUUUGAUCUAAAAUGGGCUGGACUAGUAAAAUAAUAACAUAAUAGCCUAUAAAUAA
Sphaeramia orbicularis (orbiculate cardinalfish) is the source of this 2213-nucleotide messenger RNA. RefSeq names its product mediator complex subunit 17 (gene med17). The record is from RefSeq and is a predicted model, not a curated record. The transcript is spliced from 13 exons. Gene Ontology annotation, biological process: regulation of transcription by RNA polymerase II. Gene Ontology annotation, cellular component: core mediator complex; mediator complex. Gene Ontology annotation, molecular function: transcription coregulator activity. The coding region runs from base 141 to 2072 and encodes 643 amino acids. Lineage: Eukaryota; Metazoa; Chordata; Actinopteri; Kurtiformes; Apogonidae.